AUGGGCAUAAGUAGCUUGAAAUUGCUGAAGUAUAUCCUGUUUUUCUUCAACUUGUUCUUUUGGCUCUGUGGCUGCUGCAUUUUGGGAUUUGGGAUCUACCUCCUGAUUCACAACAAAUUUGGGGUGCUCUUCCACAACCUCCCUUUCCUCACAUUGGGCAAUGUGCUCGUCAUCGUGGGAUCCAUUAUAGUGGUGGUUGCCUUCAUGGGUUGCAUGGGCUCCAUCAAGGAGAAUAAGUGCCUGCUUAUGUCGUUCUUUGUCCUGCUGCUGAUUAUCCUCCUUACUGAGGUGACCUUGGCCAUCCUGCUCUUUAUGUAUGAAAAGAAGCUGAGUGACUAUGUGUCUGAGGGCCUGAGUGACAGCAUACUGCGCUACAACUCGGAUAACAGCACCAAGGCAGCAUGGGACUCCAUCCAGUCAUUUCUGCAAUGUUGUGGUGUAAAUGGCACAAGUGAUUGGACCAGUGAACCACCAAAAUCUUGCCCCUCAGACCCACAAGUUAAGGGUUGCUAUGUGAAAGCAAAAACGUGGUUUCACUCCAAUUUCCUGUAUAUUGGAAUAAUCACUAUCUGUGUAUGUGUGAUCCAGGUGCUGGGGAUGUCCUUUGCACUCACCCUGAACUGCCAGAUUGAUAAGACCAGUCAGGUCCUAGGGCUGUGA
Messenger RNA from Orycteropus afer afer, 660 nucleotides. It is a transcript of the gene CD53, whose product is annotated as CD53 molecule. The transcript is spliced from 7 exons. Gene Ontology annotation, cellular component: membrane. The coding region runs from base 1 to 660 and encodes 219 amino acids. NCBI's taxonomy places the organism in Eukaryota, Metazoa, Chordata, Mammalia, Tubulidentata, Orycteropodidae. The record is from RefSeq and is a predicted model, not a curated record.